Messenger RNA from Sardina pilchardus (European sardine), 3645 nucleotides. It is a transcript of the gene tnk2a, whose product is annotated as tyrosine kinase, non-receptor, 2a. The record is from RefSeq and is a predicted model, not a curated record. Lineage: Eukaryota; Metazoa; Chordata; Actinopteri; Clupeiformes; Clupeidae. Bases 175 to 3531 code for a protein of 1118 amino acids. The transcript has 16 exons. Gene Ontology annotation, biological process: protein phosphorylation; signal transduction. Gene Ontology annotation, molecular function: protein binding; ATP binding; protein serine/threonine/tyrosine kinase activity.
UGAAGAACCUGCAUCCCGUGCGAGAUGUCGCCUAAACGGAUAUGGCUAAUUACAUCCUACACUGCAAUGGAGGAUUAUAAAGACAUUAUGCGUCGGCCUUGAUACCACAUUUUAUAUAAAACGGCAAAGGUCCGGGGUCUACGUCUUGCUGUGACUGGACAGUCAGGUGAAGCCAUGCAGGCAGACGAAGGGACUGAGUGGCUCUUGGAGCUGCUGACUGACGUUCAGCUCCAGCAGUACUUCCUGCGUAUCCGUGACGAACUCAACGUCACGCGCCUCUCCCACUUUGACUAUGUCAAGACUGAGGACCUGGAGAAGAUCGGCAUGGGACGUCCGGGCCAGAGGAGGCUGUGGGAAGCGGUGAAAAGGAGAAGAGCCCUGUGCAAGCGCAAGUCUUGGAUGAGCAAGUCUCUGUGCCUGGGCCAGCAGGUGUUCACGGGGAAGCGGCCGGAGUCCGAGUCCCAGGCAUCCGCCACCACGGUCCUGAGGGGCCCCUCACCCACCCCGAGCGCUGGGGAGCAACCAGCCGCCCUCACCUGUCUCAUCAGCGAGCGGGACCUGACCCUGUUGGAGAAGCUGGGCGACGGCUCCUUUGGGGUGGUGAAGCGCGGAGAGUGGCAGGCCCCCUCUGGAAGAGUGCUGAACGUGGCCGUCAAGUGCCUGAAGACGGACCUGCUGGAGCAGCCUGAGGGCCUGGAUGACUUCAUCAGGGAGGUGAACGCCAUGCACUCCCUGGACCACCAGAACCUCAUCAGGCUCUAUGGCGUCGUGCUCACUCACCCCAUGAAGAUGGUGACCGAGUUGGCGCCGCUGGGCUCGCUGCUGGACCGCCUGCGCAAGCGGCAGGGCCACAUCCUCAUCUCGGUGCUGUGCCGCUACACGGUGCAGAUCGCCUGCGGCAUGGCCUACCUGGAGUCGCGGCGCUUCAUCCACCGCGACCUCGCCGCCCGCAACAUCCUGCUGGCCUCCAACGAGCAGGUCAAGAUCGGCGACUUCGGCCUCAUGCGGGCGCUGCCCAAGAACGACGACCACUACGUCAUGCAGGAGCACCACAAAGUGCCCUUCGCCUGGUGUGCCCCAGAGAGCCUCAAGACGAGGACCUUCUCCCACGCCAGUGACACUUGGAUGUUCGGUGUGACUCUGUGGGAGAUGUUCACUCAUGGACAGGAGCCAUGGCUGGGCCUCAAUGGUAGCCAGAUCCUCCAUAAGAUUGAUAAGGAGGCCGAGCGCCUGGUGAAGCCAGAAGACUGUCCCCAGGAUAUUUACAACGUCAUGUUGCAGAGCUGGUCUCCCAAACCUGAAGACAGACCCACAUUUGUGGCUCUUAGGGACUUUCUGGUAGAGACAAUGCCCACCGACAUGCUGGCCCUCCAAGAUUUUGACGAGCCUGACAAACUUCAGAUCCACCUGGACGACGUCAUCACUAUCAUCGAGGGCAGGGCCGAGAACUACUGGUGGCGCGGUCAGAAUCGGCAGACGCUGAAGGUGGGCCAGUUCCCCCGGCAGGUGGUGACGUCGGUGGCCGGACUGUCCGCUCAGGACAUCAGCAGGCCGCUCAAGAACAGCUUCAUCCACACGGGCCACGGCGACACCGACCCACACCGCAGCUGGGGCGCCCCCGACAAGAUAGACGACUUAUACCUCGGUAACCCGAUGGAUCCUCCGGAUGUUCUUGGAGUGGACCCAAAUGCUGACCGGCCCACUAAACUCCCAAAUCGAGCCAAAAAGCUGCCACCUCCACGGCCUCCUCAGCCUGCCGUUCUGCUCAAGAAAGAGGCGUUCUAUGACUCGGUGAUGGACGAAGCCGAUGACCUGAUGGUGACCAGCGUGCGGAAGCUGUCCCUGUCCAAGCCGUCGACGUACCUGGGCCUGCGCCUGCGCCCGUGGGAGACGCAGCCGACGGACCGCCUGUGCGAGGUGUCGCUCAUCGACUUCGGCGACGACAGCUUCAGCUCGGCGUCGCCGUCGCCCGUGGCCGAGGCCCCCGCCAAGGCGCCGCCGCCGCUGCCCGCCGCCGCGCCUGUGGGCUCCAUCCUGGACGCGCCGGCUCCGGUCCAAUGCCCCGCCGCGCUCUCGCUGCCCAACCCGCUGCACCCCACGCCCGUGCUGGACUGGGACCGGCCGCUGCCCGCGCUGCCCGCCUACGACGAGGUGGCGCUGGAGUACGCCGAGCCGCCGGGGGUGGCGACGGCGGCGGAGGAGGUCGACGCCGAGGUCAGCUCCAUCAGCCGGCGCGCCGAGGAGGCCUGCCAGCCGCCCGCUCCGGCCAACGGCCCGGCCGCCGGAGGACCGUCCGGCGGCGAGAAGGCCGGCGUGGAGGACAACCUCUUCCUGAGCGCCCCCCAGCCCCCCGCGGAGGAGGCGCGCUCGCCGGCCCAGACGGCGCAGACGGCGCAGCUCUUCCAGGAGCUGCAGCGCGAGGUGAUGGUCAAGCUGCGCGCCCCGCCCGCCACCGCCACCGCCGGCCGCUCGCUGCCCUCCUCGCCCAUCCCCAUGGCCUUCGCGCCGGCCGCCCACCGGCAGAUCAUCCUGCCCUCGUCCUACGAGGACAAGCCCCAGGUGCCCCCGCGCAUCCCCAUCCCGCCCAUGCGCCCGUCCAGACGCGCCGGCGUGCCAGCCUACCGCUCCUCCAACUCGCUCGGGGACGAGCUCGACGGCAACGGCGCCGACGCCAACGGGGACGCCAACGGCGUGGAGCGGCCGCCGCGCAUCCCGCCGCGGGACCACGCCCUGUCCCAGCCCAGCUCGCGGGCGCCCAGCCCCAUGGGCACCCUGGGCGUGGGCUCGCCCCAGCAGAGGGCCGGCCUGUGCUGCGUGGGCACGCUGGGCGCCUUCCUCUCGCCCACGCCGUGCCUGCCCCCGUCCCCCGCCGCGCCGCCGCCCAAGCAGCCGGUGCUCACGCCGGCCACCCACAGCUUCGCCCGCGACCCCCAGUACACGGCCGCCGAGGCGGGCCAGGCGCCGGCCAAGAGCCCCUGCAUCCUGCCGGUGGUGUGCGACGGCACCAAGGCCAGCAGCACGCACUACUACCUGCUGCCCGAGCGGCCGGCCUACCUGGACAAGUACGAGCGCUUCCUGAAGGAGUCGGACGGCGGCGAGGACCGGAAGACCACCAACAUGGCCACCGUCCGGCCCAUGGUGAAGCAGCAGGCCACCAGCAGGCCCAUCUACAGCUCCAUCAGCAGCAGCUGCAGCGGCGGGGGCGGGAUGGGGAACCCACACAACCUGGCCUGGACCACCAACCAAGUCGCCGCCGCUCGAACGGAGCCCACCGCACCUACCUUCAACUCUGUCAAAUAUGUCCAGGAGGCGGUGCACGGCGUGACGGUGGAGGAGUGUCAGGUGGCCCUGCAGAGGCACAGCUGGAAUGUUCCGGAGGCCAUCCGCUACCUGAAGGUGGAGCAGUUGUUCCGGCUGGGUCUGAAGGCCCGCCACGAGUGCCAGGAGGCGCUGCAACGGAGCAACUGGAACCUGGAGCAGGCCAGCACCCAGAUGCUGGACUCCUACGGCCCCACCAGGCAGAGGCAAUGAUGACUGGGGUGCAAAAGAGGAGGGAGCAAAGUUCUCCCAUCGCAAUCACUGGAGCAAGACUGAACUUUCUCUCGCUGCAAGAUUUUUGUUUUUCCUCAGAGCUGUUGAUCAAGC